AUGUCCCGUCUUCGCGACCCAGCGGAAUAUGUAUCGAAAGCAAAACAUGGAUGGGCCGGUCACAUCCUGAGAAGAAUCGACGAUAGAUGGAGUAAGAGAACAGUGGAGUGGAUCCGAAGAGAUGCAAAACGCCCUCGAGGGAGAUCGCCAACGAGAUGGGGUGACGUGUUCGCUACACGGAUGGAACAGCUCAGAACUCAGCUGGAUACGGCUCAAGGACCACGUCAACAUCACUCACGAAACUUGAGAACAUCUUAG
Necator americanus (New World hookworm) is the source of this 258-nucleotide messenger RNA. RefSeq lists its product as uncharacterized. The coding region runs from base 1 to 258 and encodes 85 amino acids. The transcript has a single exon. The record is from RefSeq and is a predicted model, not a curated record. Lineage: Eukaryota; Metazoa; Nematoda; Chromadorea; Rhabditida; Ancylostomatidae.